Prunus armeniaca (apricot) is the source of this 603-nucleotide messenger RNA. The record is from the annotation of a GenBank genome assembly. NCBI's taxonomy places the organism in Eukaryota, Viridiplantae, Streptophyta, Magnoliopsida, Rosales, Rosaceae.
AUGAGGCUGAACCCAGCAAAGUGCGCCUUCAGUGUAUCUUCCGGUAAAUUUCUCGGAUUCAUGAUCAGCCAAAGGGGUAUCGAGGCUAAUCCCGAGAAAAUGAAAGCCAUAAUUGACAUGGAGACGCCGAAGACGCCGAAGACGCUUCAGCUCCAAGGCUACCGACAAGUGUGUGCAGUUCUUCAAAGCUUUGAAAGGGGGCAAACAUCAUAUCGCAUGGACUCCCGAAUGCAACCAGGCAUUUCAAAACUUGAAGAACUACAUGAGCCAGGCACCGUUAUUAUCAAAACCACUCCCAGGAGAAGUCCUCCUCCUAUACCUCUCGGUAUCCAAUACUGCCGUCAGCUCAGUAUUGAUACGGAAGCUAGAGAAGGCAGAGCGACCGAUUUUCUAUGUCAGCAAGGCUCUCCAGAGCGCGGAGCUUCGGUACCCACCCUUAGAGCAGCUAGCACUGGCCCUGGUCGUCUCGGCGCGAAGGCUUCGCCCAUACUUCCAGGCGCACGAGAUUACUGUCCUGACAAACCAGCCCCUUCGGCAAGUACUCCAAAAGCCAGAAACGUCGGGCCGAUUGGUCAAAUGGGCAAUCGAGUUGGGAGAAUUUGA